Molecule: messenger RNA, 555 nt
Organism: Phytophthora sojae
Lineage: Eukaryota; Oomycota; Peronosporomycetes; Peronosporales; Peronosporaceae
Exons: 2
Coding region: 1-555 (184 amino acids)
Source: RefSeq, a predicted model, not a curated record
AUGCCCAAAUCUCCAGGAGCUGACGUUCUCUGGCGCCUCACAGUGUUUCGAUUCAACUUUAGCGACUACGACGAGAGUGCUGAUCAGUUUAACUACGAUUGGAGAGAUAUCGAAGCCCUGACACAGGCUCUCAGUGAUAACGACAACCCCCUCGCCAAGAACUUGCGCCGUUUACGCGUCCGUUUCUACUGGUUAUGGACUCAUGAGCACGUGGACGACCCUAAAGCGGAUAUCAAGGCGCUUCUGAAGAUGCUGCGCGUGAACCGAAGCCUUGAAUUCCUCGAUGUGCAUUUGCCUCCUCCUUACCACGACUGCGUUGACAGUUUGCGAGGGCACCAAUCAGGCGUCCGUUUCCUAAGCGUCAUAUUAGGGCGAUACCGAGUGCCGGAGCUCGAUACGGAUAAGGCAAACGUUGCUGUUCCUCGGUGCGCGCAGAGCCACCUCGACGAGUGUGUUCUACCCGCUAUCUUCGAGUCCGCGGCACCACCAGCCGUGUACGUUCGCCAGGUUUUUGAUGAAAGCUGGCUUGCCCAAGAAGAGGAUGAAAUCGUUUAG